Molecule: messenger RNA, 5271 nt
Organism: Bactrocera neohumeralis
Lineage: Eukaryota; Metazoa; Arthropoda; Insecta; Diptera; Tephritidae
Gene: Pdzd8
Product: PDZ domain-containing protein 8
Exons: 8
Coding region: 230-3337 (1035 amino acids)
Biological process (GO): mitochondrial calcium ion homeostasis
Cellular component (GO): mitochondria-associated endoplasmic reticulum membrane contact site
Molecular function (GO): lipid binding; protein binding
Source: RefSeq, a predicted model, not a curated record
CGUACGAAGCAGAAGUCAUCAUGAAGUACAUUUUGUGGAAAAUAUAUAUACAUUUGCAAUUUGUUUAAUAAGCUGAAAUAUUAACAGAUUGGUCAACCUAGAACAGGGGAGAAAAAAUUGUUUAAUUAUUAAUCAUUUAAUAUUUAAAUCAAAGUGUGUUACUCCGACAUUGUUUGUGUGUUUUGAGCAUUAUAUUUUACCAAAAAUUGUGUUAGAAAAAUUAAUUACAAUGGAUAUACCAUUAUCGAUGUUGUUGUUGCUCAGCCUUGUAUUUACCGUCAUAGGAGGUGUUUUAGUUCUUUUGUUGCAAUAUUAUCUUUAUUUACGAUUUUCUGUACUACCUGAAGAGAGUGCGGAACAAAAGGAUAUCAACACGAAAUACUCGCUGCCAACGACAAUUCAGCAAACUGCACAUGCCAUAAAUCUAUCGCCGCCUACAUCUUCGUUGCCCGGACACACGCAUACUGUAGGUGCUGCCGAAGCAGCUCCAUUAAUGUCAAUUAACUUUGUGAUGCAAUUCCUUUUCCAUGAACUGAAAAACUCCAGUCGCGUGCGGAAAUGGUUCUACCGCAAAUUGUCGUUAGAGCUUGAUGAACUAUUGGCCAAAACUACAACCGGCAAAUUGUUUGAUAAGUUGACGAUAAAAGAACUGGAGCUUGGUGAUCAAUUUCCUGAGAUUAGAACAUUACGCGUACACAGCAUUGAACUGAACGAUACCGGCGAUCGUAUUGAGAAUCUCGAUAUAUUACUUGAAAUUCAUUAUACCGGAAAUUUUCGAACAUCCAUCGAUGCCGAUAUGGUACUAGGUAAAAAGGGAUCCCUCACCUUAAUCGUAAAACAAUUGUCUGGCUUGGCGCGACUACAAUUUACCCGUGAGCCGUACACGCACUGGUCGCUGAGCUUUCUGGGUGAUCCAGAACUUGAUUUGGCGAUCGAAUCCAAAUAUCAGGGUCGUCAAAUGCAAUCGAACAUCACCAGUCUGAUUUCUAACCAAAUACGGAAAGCGGUGCGACGCAAGCACACGCUUCCAAAUUAUAAACUACGUUAUAAGCCAUUUUUCCACAAAACACCAGAGGAAGAUGCUGAUGGAGACAUACAACCGAAUGGGACACUAGAGGUUAAAAUGUCCGAAAUAUCGCGACUCAUGUGUCCGGAAGUUGUAACAGAGGUCUACUGUACACUGACUUUAGCCUCGCUCGCAUUUGUCGAGAUACGUCAGAAAGAUAAUCGCAAUGUAAUAGUUUUGAUUGACAUUGAAAUACAUAAGGCAAAGAAUCAACAGAUCGGCAUACUAUUUAAGCAAAAUACUGAGCAAUGCGUGGAAAUUGAAGCAGUUUUGCCCAACACUCCCGCAUGCAAAUCCGACCUACGUCCAGGUGACAUGUUAAUUGCAAUUGAAGGCAAACGAGUGCAGUCUAUCCAACAAGUGGCGAAGAUAUUCAAAAGUUUGCAAACUUCAGCCUACCGCUUGCGUAUCGAGCGUGUUAUUCCCGGUAUCAUAAGAAAUGAUGCAAUUUUGGAGGAUCUCGAAUUAUAUGAAGAUUUGGGCGAUGCCCAUACAGGCUAUAGUGUGUGCAAGACUCCAACUGAGACCAAUGAGUUGGGCGGUAGACAAGCAUCUAUCCGUCAAAUUACAGGUGACAAAGGUUCUUCCAGCGAGUCUAGCCUUGGUAAUACUCCAACUAAUUCACCAAAGAAAAGUAAACUUAUAACGAAAGCAUUGAAAAAGACCAUCAGCCGUGAGCUCAAUGAGCAGAACAAGGAUAAAGAUGAAGAACUUAAGAACUUGAAAGGCAAACAGUCAUUAAAAACGGAGGAUAAGACGAAGGGUUCGCCAAAGGUUUUGAUUGACACCGUAGGUGAAGUGGAGCAUUAUUAUCAGCACUCAACCGUAGAUCGCAGCAUAAAUCGUCUGAUACAUAUGGAUGAUUUGAGCUGCUUCAAAUUGGAAGCAAAGUCGCGUUAUCUGAAUGUGGGCGUGUAUUCAAAAAGUGCUGGCGACGGUAUAUUAUUGGGCUUUGUAAACAUACCAGUGGGUCAGAUUUUAGCUGAGUGUUGCGAAACAAGUUUGGUGCAGUGCUGGAAGAAAUAUGAACUAAGUCCACCAAUUCCACAAGAUUUGAAGACGCAUAAGCUUUCCAGCCAAUCUGGUUUUAUACCUGAUUUGUGUUUUGGCGAUGUGCUUUUGGCUUUUACCUGGGAAGGUAACCCAAAUCUGCAACCCAGCGAGCCACCAACCAAACAAGUUUACAAGUCUAAGAGCAAAAAUAACGCUGAUGAAAAAGUUGAUAACGAUAGUGGUGUUUUUGACACAAAUUCGUUGCGGACCACGCCAAGUUCCAGUUCACUUACAUCGACUAACCAAACGACUUCGAAUCAGUUGCGUUCGCACAGCUUUGUGCGCACCCACUUUCAACGUGCAACUCAGUGCGAUUUUUGUGGCAAAAAAAUUUGGCUGAAAGAUGCGGUCCAAUGCAGUGAGUGCGCCAUGUGUUGCCACAAGAAAUGUAUAACGAAAUGCCAGAAUGCGACAGUUUGUGGUCCUGUUGAUUGCUCCAAUGUGCUGCGACAACCGUCCAUCACUAGCACAACUCCAGAGUUCACUGUUACCGAUGCAGACACUUGCGACGCUUCUGAAGGUGAAGAGGCCAUGCCGUCAAUAUCAGGCGAAGAGACGGCAGAAGCAGUUUCCAUUAAAUCGCCACCAACGCCAGUCCUUGAGGUUCAUCGUUCAAGUCUGACAGGUCUAUUAGCACAAGGAAUAAAGCGGGUCAAUUCGGCGAAUAAUCUCGCCAUACCUGGCAUUGUGUCCUCAUUGGCUGGUAGUAGUGGUGGUGGAUCAAGUGCUAAUUUAGCCACAAUGGCGAAAAGCUUGCCGCCCAGUCCACAAAGAUCGCCAUCUCGCAAAUCCUCGCUGGUUUGUAGUCCUUUUACUACAUUCGAUGUGGUUACAAAACAUUUGGAAGCUAUACCAUCAGAAGUAACAGCUUUGAGCAUCGAACAGAUCAACUCAAUUAGUGAGCCAAUAAUCGGCAUCCUUAAAGAUGAAGACGUCAUGACUUUAGCUAAAAAUGCCAGCAAGAAUCUUUACAGCGAAUUGCCAGCUUCUGAACGCAUUGAACAAAUCAACUCGCUGCUUAGCAAACUACGGUUGGCUUUAGACAGCGAAACGGCUCUUUAUUCUAGCUUGGCAUCUGGCGACACAUCGAAGCGGGAUAACAUUGACGCGAGUAGUGCAACACUGGGAAAAUCGGAGGACCGUGUCCAAGCGCUCAGUGUAAUCAUGUUAUAUCUGUGUACUGGGCUUCAACAUGCCCAGGGUUUCGAACUACGUUGAAAAGAAUCAAAAUUUUACUUAUACAAAACAAAAAUAAAAUUAGAAUAAGUGUAGAAAAUUUUUGGGAACUCAUAGAAAUGUUGACCUGAAGGCUGAAGUAUUAAUAGUGGAAUUUUAAUGUAGCGCUAAAAUAUAAUACCCCCAAUUAAACUUUUCGACAGUUUAAAAUAGCAAAAUAUAUGGAUAUAUACUCAUAUAUAUUUUAUGUCUGUACAAGAACGUCUUUCAACGCAUGUUCUACCUAAAUCUCACGUUCAUGGACAUGUAAUGUAGUUUGAACGACCUAACCGUUUUUUAUGAGUAAAAGUUGUUUAAAUAUCAGAAAAUUUUUAAUAUACUUAUUUACAUAUAUGUACAUACAUAUGUGUAUGCAGGUAUAAAAAUCGAACUUGGCCAGAAUGUCUGUACACACUUAUUUAUUCGUAUGUAGUCGCAAUUAUUGUAUGUAGAAGCUGCUAUAUUUCGAUGUAACAUAACUUAAGUCUGCUUUUUAUAAGAUAAUACUGUAUUUUUAUCAUAUGCGACACUUUUACUGCUCCGCCCCAUACAAGUGUUAAUAUUAACUCUCCAAUUCAAUUGAUCACGUCUAUCAAACGCGCCUAAAAAAUGCUUUUACUCUAAAUAUUUUUAAGCGCAAUUUUGUAUUAUUUCCUACAUCCCCUCAUUUACUCCGCAAAAUUCAUUCUGAAUGUCAACCCUGGAAAGCGCUUUAUACUCCUUGAACUAUACGGACAAAAGCUAGAAACCUGUUGCUUAAGCUCUUGAUCCUUGGGAAAUUACUACAGAUAUGCAAGAUUUGAUUGGCAAUUUCAGGCAAUUCCUUGAAGUUUUACAUAUACUCGUAUGUUUUUCAGUAACAUUCAAUUCAGUAAAACAAAAACAAAAUAAGUAAGGAAGCGCGAAGUUCGGGUGCAACCGAACAUUUUAUACUUUUGCAACUUUCAAGAUUCAAAGCCAAAAGUUAUAAAAACGGAAAUCAUUACACAUAGUAUGUUGUAAAUGGCAGUUAGUGGUGGUAGCCCACCCGAUUUUAUCUAUUUUUGCAAAUACUAAUAAAAUGUUCCCUGAGAUUCACUAAGGUACCUCACAUACAAUCGCCAGACAGAGUAAAGUCACCAGGAUGUAAUAUGAUUGUUAUAUGGUGACAUGCGCUAAAGGCAAUUUCAUAGUCAUGAAAAUGGAAAGGACAGUAAAACAGGCAAAGAAAUCUCUAAAGUCAGUUCUAUGAGCAUUUGAUAUUCACUUGCUGAUAGCUUGCAUAAUGUGAAAUUUUGAUUUCUGUAACCAAAGAGCGUUAAUGAGUUCUUUAAGUGAAAGGUGUAGGUGUAGGUAAUUUACUAUCGCCUAAAAGUAUGCAUUUAAGGUGCGUUGUAGAGUUUAUAUUAUGCUUGUAGUCUCCAAAAAAGCUAUUUAAGCUUGAAACAAGUUCCAUAACUGCUUGUUUGUUUAUUUUUUUCAUGAACAAAAAACUUUAAUAUUGUCAAUUAAAUAAUCUGCAAUUUUAUCGAAAUAGAAACAUGGCGAUGCAAAGUAAAUAUCUGAGGUAUACAUCUUGUCGCAUUGCCAACAGUAAAAAGUUUUAUUUUCGCAUUUUUACAUUAACACCAAAAAAUAAAUAUCAACGCUUCUUAAAACGCUGUUUUUGCUUAAUAGCCUCUGCGGCUCUAUUUAAAUGCAUUUUUAUUUGUGUGUAUGCAUUACCAGGUAUUGCUAACUAUAAACAGUAAAAUGAACAAUAAGAGAGAGUUGUGUUUUUAUUCAGUAUUUACGAAUAAGAUAUCUAAAAACUAUAUAGGUUACUAAUAAAGUUCUGCGGAAACAUAAUAACUGCAUUGUUAAAGGGCACAUGUUUUACUUUAUUGUUAAAUUUUAAAGACUUGUCAGCUUAUAAACGAUUUUUAACAAAAAUAAAUAUUAUUGCUAGAUUGUCAAUA